CAAAAAUUAAAAUUACCGUUUUUAUUCAGUUGGUCUUUGGAGCGAGGACACCCAUCUAAGGCUCAAAGUUUAGCGAAACUUCAGCCUCUUCUCAUCGGAGAUCUCAAGAUUUGUUGUUGUUUAUCACAUAUAAGUCUGUUGCCUCUGCCAUCAUAGAAACAGGAAAGAAGAAAAUUUAGGAUAGAAAAAGAGGGAAGGAAGAUUGAAUUCUGUUAUUCAAGAUGUCUGAAUUCCUUGAUCUUGAGGUCCAAGAUGGUGUUAGGAUGGCAUGGAAUGUCUUCCCGGGGACGAAGCAGGAAGCCACAAGCUGCGUCAUCCCUGUUGCAGCCUUAUACACUCCACUUAAGCCCAUUCCCACUGGCUCUGUCCUCCCAUAUGCUCCAUUGCGUUGCCGAAUGUGCCGCUCCAUUCUUAACCCCUUCUCUGUGGUUGACUAUGCCAAUAGAAAUUGGAUCUGCCCCUUCUGUUUCCAGAGAAACCACUUUCCCCAGCAUUACUACUCAAUUUCUGAGGAUAACCUCCCUGCCGAGCUUUUUCCACAGUUCACCACUGUUGAGUAUGAAUCUGCUCCUGAAGCGGCCCCUACAACGCCCCCGGUCUUUCUGUUUGUUGUUGACACAUGUAUGAUUGAGGAGGAAAUUGGAUAUUUAAAAUCAGCCCUUUCCCAGGCGGUUGAGCUGCUGCCUGAGAAGUCCCUUGUUGGGCUCAUUACCUUUGGAACUUACGUGCAGGUUCAUGAAUUGGGAUUUGGUCAGAUCCCUAAGUCCUAUGUGUUCAAGGGAUCAAAGGAGGUGACAAAAGAGCAGCUUCUUGAGCAGAUGAAUUUCUUUGUACGGAAGCCAAUGCCAAAUGUGGGGGUGAUUGCUGGUCCUAGAGAUGGGCUCUCAGCAGAGAGCAUCGCUAGGUUCCUCUUGCCUGCCUCAGAGUGUGAAUUCAUACUGAAUUCAGUCUUGGAGGAGCUUCAAAAAGAUGCUUGGCCUGUCCCAGCAGAUGAGCGUGCAUCAAGAUGCACCAGCACUGCCUUGAGUGUGGCUGCUUGUUUACUAGGUGUUUGUGUUCCUGGUUCUGGUGCAAGGAUUAUGGCCUUUGUUGGUGGGCCAUCAACAGAGGGACCUGGUUCUAUUGUGUCAAAAAUUUUAUCUGAACCAAUUCGUUCGCAUAAAGACCUGGAUAAAGGCUCUGCUCCAUUUUAUAAUAAAGCUGUUAAGUUCUAUGAAGGGCUCUCAAAACAACUUGUUCAUCAAGGGCAUGUUCUUGAUUUGUUCGCUUGUGCUCUUGAUCAGGUUGGAGUGGCCGAGCUGAAAGUUGCUGUUGAGAAGACUGGUGGAAUUGUUGUUCUUGCAGAAAGUUUUGGCCAUUCUGUUUUCAAAGAUUCUUUUAGGCGCAUAUUCCAGUCAAAUGAUUAUGAUCUUGGUCUAUCAUUCAAUGGUGUUUUUGAGGUUAACUGUUCAAAGGAUAUCAAAGUUCAAGGCAUCAUUGGUCCAUGUGCUUCUCUUGAAAAGAAAGGUCCUCUUUGCUCUGAUACAAUUGUUGGGCAAGGGAACACUAGUGCCUGGAAGAUGUGUGGUCUUGAUAAAGAAACAUCUUUAUGUUUAGUGUUUGAGAUAGCUAGAAAAGAUGGUCCUGACGCAAUUGGACAACCUACAAACAAUCAGUUUUACCUCCAAUUUUUGACUUAUUAUCAGCAUCAUGAGGGCCAAAUGAGGUUGCGUGCUACCACACUAUCAAGAAAAUGGGUAGCUGGUCCUGGCUGCCUGCAGGAUUUAGUAUCUGGCUUUGAUCAAGAAGCUGCUGCUGCGGUCAUGGCACGUUUAGUUUCUUUAAAAAUGGAAUCAGAGGCUGAUUUUGACCCUAUCAGAUGGCUUGAUAGAUCAUUGAUUCGUUUAUGUUCAAGAUUUGGAGAUUAUCAGAAAGACAACUCAUCAUCUUUUAGCUUAUCUCCACGAUUUUCUAUUUUCCCUCAGUUUAUGUUUAAUUUGAGACGGUCCCAAUUCGUCCAGGUGUUUAAUAACAGUCCAGAUGAAACUGCAUAUUUUCGAAUGAUCCUAAACAGAGAGAAUGUUGCCAACUCCGUUGUUAUGAUACAACCAUCACUAAUAUCCUACUCCUUUCAGUCGGGCCCUGAACCAGCUCUUCUUGAUGUUACUGCAAUUGCAGCUGAUAGGAUCCUACUCUUAGAUUCCUAUUUUACUGUUGUAUUGUUUCAUGGAGCAAGCAUUGCUCAGUGGCGGAAUGCUGGCUAUCAGAAUCAGUCUGGACAUGAGGCAUUUGCUCACUUGCUGCAAGCCCCUCGGGAUGAUGCAGAUGCAAUAAUGAAGGAACGAUUUCCUGUUCCCCGUUUAGUUGUUUGCGACCAAUAUGGUUCACAGGCGCGGUUUCUUCUCGCAAAAUUGAAUCCUUCAGUGACAUACAACUCCGAUAAUCCUCCCCCGCCAGGCGGUGAUAUUAUAUUCACCGACGAUGUCAGUUUUCAGGUGUUCUUGGAUCAUUUGCAGCGGUUGGCAGUACAGUAACACGGAGAUGUAGCGGUCCCAGGGCCGAAUUGUAUCCAAUUCCUUUUAUGAUCAUGAUGUACAGUAGGGAGCUCAUUUUUCAUCCCAUGAACUGUAUGUUGAAUUCUUACUUAGGUUUUUACUGUGUUCGGCGAUUAUAUAAAGGUCGAGACGAGAAAUAUUAAUUUGUUUUGAAUUAUUGUAUGAUAGAUAAAGAUUUUUGUUCGAUGAAUUUGAAACAGUGUUUGGAAGAAGUCCAGAUUGAUUUUGGUUGUUCGGUUUGC
Messenger RNA from Dioscorea cayenensis subsp. rotundata (Guinea yam), 2776 nucleotides. Its product is annotated as protein transport protein SEC23. The transcript is spliced from 14 exons. Bases 222 to 2513 code for a protein of 763 amino acids. Lineage: Eukaryota; Viridiplantae; Streptophyta; Magnoliopsida; Dioscoreales; Dioscoreaceae. Gene Ontology annotation, biological process: COPII-coated vesicle cargo loading; intracellular protein transport; COPII-coated vesicle budding. Gene Ontology annotation, cellular component: COPII vesicle coat; endoplasmic reticulum exit site. The record is from RefSeq and is a predicted model, not a curated record. Gene Ontology annotation, molecular function: GTPase activator activity; zinc ion binding.